Messenger RNA from Schistocerca gregaria, 11506 nucleotides. RefSeq lists its product as uncharacterized. Bases 168 to 845 code for a protein of 225 amino acids. Lineage: Eukaryota; Metazoa; Arthropoda; Insecta; Orthoptera; Acrididae. The transcript has 4 exons. The record is from RefSeq and is a predicted model, not a curated record.
CUCGUGGGCCACGCACUGCCCCGCCACGCCGCCUCGCUCCGCACAGCCCUCGACAGCUCGGCCGUUCCACAGUUGUGUACAGAGGACUUCAGCAGCUGGUACAUCCAGUUGGUAUCCAGAGAGACCCCCAGAGGCCACAGUCAGAGGCGCCGCCUUCCCCGAAGGCCAUGGCGAGGCCCCCGCUGCUGCCCCUGCUGCUGGUGUUCCUCACCGCCGGUUGCGGCGUCUACGCGGCGCGCAGGUGCCAGGACACGCACGCCCAGAGCCAGCUCGACCUCAACAAGGUGACUGGUCAGUGGUAUGUGGUGGAGAUCGUGGAGCACGACCCUAAGGUGCUGGAGAUGUCGAUGAUCGAGCAGCGCAAGUGCCCCAUCGUGGUCCUGCACCGCCAGAACUCCACCGGCAGCUGGCUCACGCUCAAGUGGACCGAGGGCAGGGAUGUUGUCGUCUACAACCUCAACGUCACCGACAUGCGCAGGGCCCUCGGCCGCUGGCAGUCCAUCGGCAAACAGGAGGGGUCGAUGACGCGGCGGGAGAACUACCAGCACUUCGACGGCGUGGUGCUGGUGCUGAAGGCCGUGGAGGACCACAUGGUGCUGACGUUCUGCGACCGCAACCCGGAGCGCUCGCCCUACACGCUGGUGUUGUCGCGGGCGCAGCGCAUGCCCGGCGACGACAUCGACAGCAUCAACAACAUGAUGCGCUUCCGCGAGCUGUACAUGGGUCUGGUGAAGAGCACGUGCCCGGGCGCCGCCGCCGCCGUUGCUCACUCGCCCGCGCUGCUCGCCGUCGGGGCGCUCGCCGCCGUCGUUCGCCUGCUGCUCGGCCGUGCGGGUCCGUCCUAGGACGCCGACCAACUCUGACGGCGCUGGUCUGCGACUGCCAGCGGCGACGUCCCAACAGCCGCCACCGCAGUUGCUACCCGAACGUGUGGCAUUACGUGUACUUCAGGAACUGCUCUGAGCGGCGAAGCGCAAACGAACGAGUGCUGUUCAUUUCACCGAAAUGUGAAACUGUCGAGCUCCUGGUCCUUAAGAAAAACACGUCAUCCUUCCAGGAACGUCAUUACGUUCAUUCCAUCGAGCACCUCGAGACAACGUAUGAUGACGCAGUUUUGUGCCUUCUGUAAGUAGCUCGUUUCCAAAGACUCUACAUUUCGAAUAUUUUUCCAGUGUCAGGUAAUAACCCUUGACUAGGUAGAGUGUGUGCCUGCCGACGAAGGCAGCACUGUACCGUCUUCUACACGUAUGCAUUCCUUUUUUUACGUUAUGGUAACUAAUGCAUUUCACAAUGAUCUUUUAUUUACUGUUUCGAUCAGUCAGUGGUCGUCUUCACACUGUUAAUAAACUAAAAUAGAAGACAAAGCAUCUAGAACCUACAAAAUACGCCAAACAGCUGUCUACGUAAAGAUUAAAAAGACGAAAAUGAUACCUAAAACACUGCUGGAUCCCUCUUGUACUGUUUUUCAUCACAGUCUAGGCCAGUGGCCUUUCCGUCUUCUAAGAAUACACCCAUCUUUUUCUUGGUUUCCCUACGGAUCUUGUACCUAAUGACCCGAAUUUUAAGGCUUGUUUUGGUACUCUUGAAUCUGGCGCUCUUUGUAGAUGUUCUAGCCAGCUUUGUCGAACAGACUUGAUCUUCUCAUUUCUAGCACAUAUACCAAGCUCUCUGCUUUUACGUCUUCGUUUCUUAGUCUAUCUCAUCUUGCACAGCCCUUAACGCCUCUUAGAAAUUUCAUUUCUGCGGCUUGGAUUCUACUGUUCCGUCUUGCAUUUCAUAGGUUGAUGGGAGCAACUAUUUCGCUCCUGUAAAAUAAAGAAAUGAAAGUGCAAUCCUUAGCAUCCCGUAUUGUUAUCCUCUACACGAAAUUCCUGCUCAACGAUGAACCCGAAGGACUUCCAGAUAUACGAUCGGAUUCGAUUUCGUCGUACUACCAAAUAUUUUUCCACGGGUAACGAUACAGAUAUCACGUUGCCCCUUUAGGAAGAAUAAUAGGCUACUCGUAAAAUAAACACCUUCUUCGAUUUCUAAAGCCACCCUUAAGUGUAAACUAAGCAAUUUGCUACCCACAUAUCUAUCGAUUGCGACGCCCAGUGUAGCUCUAGGGUAGAGAAUGAAGCAGCAGUUGUGCAGCCGGUCGGCAUCAAACAGUCACCUAAGCUUUUUUUUCUUUUUACUUACUUUUCCGUUUCUGGAUUAGAUACUGCAUAGAAUACUAAAAACAGACGUGGUGGACAUAUUGUACCUUAUGUGAUACCGGACAGCAGUGCUGUUCUUUUAGGUGCACACUUCGCUUCGCCGGUCAUUUCCUCCCUGUAGCAAUUUCACGCAAAGCACAGACAUACCAUAUGUUACUGUGUACCAGUAGGUAACCAAGUCACCCAUUCCGAGAACAAAACAAACAGCAAACAAUUCGCAACAGUACUCUGUAAACAUAUUCAGACGUUUUCCGUCUCAGUGGUUAAUGUUGGCACUGGUACUGAUUGCCCCAGCGAUUUUUUUUUAAAUUCCCAGAUGAAAUAGAUACUAUAUCAUUAAAUGAACAUGACUGAACUAAUCCCUCCUUUAGUUAUCGGCUUUCACAUGACUUAAAUUUGCUGUAUUAUCGUUAUAUAAUCCCAGAGACAAUGUCGAGCAUUGAAAUAACUUAGGAACAGUGGAAGAGUGACGUUCAGUAUUAUACUUAUCUGGAAAUAGUACUGCCGACGUGAAAAGUUAGAUUCUUAUCGUACAUCUAUACACACACGUAGAUUGUUUUACGUGUGACUUAAGUAAAUGGUUAUUGCGCUCGUACGUCGACGGAAGGGGAUGACUAUGAAGGCCUACUUAAAAACAGGGGAAUACUACAUUUGAACCGUUCGAUAUUUGCAACGAUCUCGUCGGCCCAGGCGAUUGAUAUCUCUUCCGCAACGAAGUUCGCAAUGACAAAGACACUACUCGUCAGCUUCGGCGCCUCGUAUGUGUCACACGAUUUCGGUCUUUAUUUUACCAUUCGCAACCUCUUUCUAGGAGUAUAGCACGUGCAUAACAAAGACAAUUGCCUCAUUCGCUACCGAUGGAUGCUGAAGCUUAAGAGCGAAAUAACUGGACGAGGGCAGCCGGAUUAAGGUGCCUUAACGAAUUUCGAGUUCGUGCGCAUUAUUUUGUACAUCCCGCGUCUUAGAACUCUACAAAUGAAGGAGCUUACCAAUGUCUAUAGCGUAUUUUUGUGUAUGGCGAAAACAGACACGAAUACAUCAAUUAAAAUAUUUUAAAUAUGUAAAUAUGUAACAUUCUCCUUGUCAUUUAGCUCAUUUGUAUAUUUAUCUACGAAUCAUGUCAUAAAAUGCGCUAUUUCUUAAAGUUAAUACAUAUCAGAACUUCGUGUUGUAAAAAAGAAAUUCUGGUCUACUAUUUAUUACUGAGAACUAACUUCAGUUUUAGGUCAAAUAUUAGGGUCAUAUAUUGCAAAAACUAACUCGCAUUUUCGCUCACUUCUUCUAGCUGUCUAUAUGAAAUAUAUACACUUUCUACUUGCGGUGUAAUUUUUUUUACGGCAGUCAGUAAUAUUCGCUGUUAUUUGUGUCUGUACUUACGUGUGGUUUGUUGUAGGGUCGUACAUGGAGCUUGCUUCUUGUAUAGUCUGUAAGUUUCGAUUCUGCUUAGGUUAGGAGACGAUGUCGAUAGUCUUUGUUUUUCGUGUUAUUUAUUUACAAAACAGUUUCGUAAUAGUCCGUCGUGGUUGCAGGAGACCGCGCGGAUGUCAAAGGACAAACACCAAGUACGUUACAAAUUCCCUGACUCGCUAUAUCGCACAGACGUAGUUUCAUUGGUGCUCACAAAGGGCACAGUCAUAUAGAAUAAAGACAACAGUCGUCUUCUGCGAAGGCGAGGAGGAUUGUUUCUGUUAGGUUCUCUCUUGUUUUUCUGUCUCUUUUCUAUGUAGCCGUCCCCACGUCCCCGCCUCUCCCACUACAACUCAGCGUCAGGUGGCUGUGAGGACACACACACACACACACACACACACACAGAGACAGAGAAGAGAGAGGAGAGAGACGUAAAGUUCUCCCCUCCCUAAAAUCCCGCGCCAACUACCUCUCCAAGCGCUUCCUCCUGUAACCUACUUACUGAACCCUACAUCAACGUAGCUCCCUUGAUCAGGCAUUUCCUCUUCUCAUUUACCCAAACGAUCAUGUUACAGCGUUCCAGAUGCCGCGCAUGAAGCACUUUACGUAUUUGAAUCCUUAAGCUUUUGAGAGCCAAACUCGUGAGAACUUCACAAGGGGGGGGGGGGACUGUGCACUCCUAAGGGCACAGCGUUUUUGGCAAUGUUAGCUCCAAUACAACUGUACAAACCGACACAUAGCAAGUGUUCCAUGCUUAGAGCUAUAUAUUGCGUUCUUAUUCAUAGACAGAAUCUUGUUUGAAUUUCAAACUGUGCUUUAAAGCAGCAGUAUUUUUGUGACUCAUCAACAUUUUAAUGACUCCUUCACUUCGCAUAUCGUAUGGUUCAGUUGCUGCUUGUGUUCUGCUCAUCUUGCCAGAGAAAAUUUCCUUCGUGAGUGUUACAAAAAUUCUCUGGAAUAAAGAGCAUAUGUAAUUUGGAUCUAGUGCAACGGUGUAUAUCCACUUUCUUGCGUGAAAUGGGGAAGGAAUUGAAGUAUCGACACUUAAAAGGUGUAGUUAACUUGUAGAUGGUAUGACAGUCAAUAAACUUACCGCUUUCUACGUUAAGCAUCUAAUGAACUAAAUUUGACAGGCAAUAUGAGAACACAAUUUUAUACUUCUACCUACGCGAGAUAUACAUGUGCGCAUAUCGAGUACAACAUGAAGCAUAUUAAUGAAGAAGCUUUAAAGUGGAAGUCUGUGGUAGUAACAAACAUAACUGUCAUGGCACAAAUUGAAAACCGUUGUUGUUACUCGUAAAGAGUUGCAUCAUUACUAAAGAAUCUUACCUCAUGGUAACAUAUCUUACAUAUCUUCCUUGUUUUAUUAAUCCUAACACCCUUCAAUACCCUAAACUGGAUCCUACUUUCAUUCAGCGUGGUGUGAAAUUGCUUCCAGUUGCUGUAGUUCUCUCACUGAUCUCUAUGUCAGUCUCGUAUUGUAACCUACUAGCUAUCUUUUUACACUAAUUUUAUUUCUUUAGUCUUCCCAUGUUUGUAUCAAUAGAUGUUACAUGUUAGCAAGAAUAAGUCUUCUUUGCACUUCAGAAUACAUGUCGAAAAACAAGGGGUUCUGCAUACGUCCUUAUAGGGCAGUAGUUCCGAUGAUCAAGUUUGUUUUUGAGGGUCUACAAAUCUCACGAGUCCUAUCGCAAUACCAAAUUUUUAGAAGUCUUACAGAUAAUAUUCGAUUAAUUACAUAUGCACCGAUUCCUUUCUUCUGCCUCUGAGAUUUCUCCGUGGGAACGCUUUCCUUGAUUAUAGUUUACCGUAGGACGUUUCUGACGGAAACUUUCGAGUCGGAAUGUAAGAAGUGUAACUUUAUGUUCUACCACCGACUCCAAUAGCACUGCAGUAGAUGUUCCACUUUUAAAGAAAAGCACAACAAUGAAAUUACUCAGAUUUCAUCUUUGUACAGUUCAUGCGUGGACGAUAAAAGCCAUUCUCUAUUUCGGCGUUAACGAGACUCCGAAAUUUCAAAUGCAAAUAGAAAAAAAAGUUUCCUUACCUGUAUCACAACUUUCCAGGAAGUUAAGUUUUUAUGUGAAGGGCAAGGAGUUCAUAUUUUUAUUGUUCAGUUUAUUCGUCUCUUAACUUACAUGAUCCAGGGUGAAGAGGCUGAUCCGUCAGCAAACAGGCACUCCGCUUCGGUCCACCAAUCAUAACAGCCACCACACGUCGUAUACUAUGCCUGUUAUUUGCCCUUACCUUCUGCUGCAGCUGGUCUAUGCUACAAAGUUACAGAUAGCAAAAUUAACACUCAAAAAGUACUUGAUGAGGACAUCAUGCUGGUUACGAUAUUUAAGAUUUCAGAUUUCAGUGAGGUCAAAAUGAUACUAAUCAUUUAUUUAUACUCUCAUAAUUCAACAGCUUAUCGGAGGUUUUUAUGGUCUUUUGCUUGAUCAGCGUGGUCACUACAGCCUUUCUGAUUAGGGUUAAGAUUUAUUUUCAGUAUAGAUUAAAGUAUUCUAAAAGUCAACAACCAAGAAUUUGUAAAGAUUUAGUACUUAAUUUAGUAAAAGAUCAAGCGCAAGACUGACUGCUGACUAUUGUGUCUUUCCACCGAGUUCGCUUAUAAUAGUUACAUAAAAUCCUAAGGUGAGUUGACUCUUUUAGAUUUCUGGUCGUUAGACAAGUCUUUACAUAAUACUGGCUCUCCAUAUUUCUCUCUUUUCUACCAUUCUGUUUGGCAUCAUACAAUGAUUUUCUCCUUUCACCGUAUCUACCAACUGCUAUCUUCUCCUUGGUUUUUCCUUUUCCUUUCUCUGUCUGUUCUAAAGCAUCUGUCAGUGAGCGCUGACCACUUGGACAGUUUCCUAACCUGUUCUUUUUCUUUUUAAAAUCUUGCUUGUGUUUUUUACCCUCUACCCUUCUAAUACUUCUCAAUUCUUACUUUUUUCUGUCCAAAUUAUGUUUUACGUCACAUAUCCACAUCUCUAAGACCACCAGUCUUUUUUCAUCUUACUUCCUACAGGUGCACGUUUCUGUGCCAUACAAAAAAACAUUCCACACAAAACAUGUAUCCAGUCUGUUUCUAAGCUGUUAGUUCAGUUUUCCACAUUGUAGCUGCUUCUUCCUGUUGAAGCUUGCUUACCCAUUAUAAUUCUGGUUUUAAUUAUUUGGAUCUCCUUUGUUAAAGUGUCCGAGUAUCUGAAACAUUUUAUUUGUUCAGUUGCGUCCUAUCCUAAUCUUACGCUUGACGUUUUUUCACCUGCACCAUUUACCAUAACAUUGAUUUUUUUUACUGGCAGUGGAGUAAAACAGUUUAUGUAUUAGCUCCUGCUGCUGAAGCGAAAUAUACGAUGUUUCAGAGCCUGUGUUGUUCUGAUUACGAUGCAAAGUUCCUCUGGACGUGCAUGGACAUCUGCCAAUACCGGGCAAGCGACUUUCAAGUACAACGUCUGACUUGUGCAGGAAUAUACAUAAUGGAUGUACGAGUUCAGGUCGUAGACACUUGGAUGACAACAUACGGAAGUUUGAAGUUUGGGUCUGGCCGGGAGUGGUACGCGGAUAGCCCAGUGGGGUCCUAAGGGGCCCGGGUUCGGUUCACGGCUGGGUCGGGGAUUUUCUCCGCUCACGGACUGGGUCUUGUCUUCAUCAUCAUUACUGCCUCCGCCACCCCAUUACCUGAUCCAUCUCUGAAAAGAUGUUUAAAAAAAAAGCGUGUUUGGUGACGGAAUACAAACUAGUUGCGUUAACUUCGGCGGUUCGCGUCCUGGUACGUGCAACGAUUUUAAGAUGUCGGGAGCGAUGAUGUGAAGUAUAGGGACAUGAUCUGAUAAUAAAUGAUACAAAAAAGAACUACACUGAGCUCUCUUAAGUAAAAAAAAUGGUAAAGCGACCGCUUGCGAUAAGUGGGAAAUCCGGGUUCGUGUCCCGGUCCGACACAUAUUUUCACUGUGGUCAUUCCAUUCUACAGCUAAUGAUAGUCUUUAUUCGCAAUUGCGAAUUCAUUUGGUGAUGAAGGUCAUGAACAGCGAUAACUGUGUGUUGUCGAGUGAACGACUCUUCCGAGGCUCCUAGAAAUAAUAAAAAAUCUGGCGUUAUCGUACAUAAGAUAUCUCUCUUGUGUCACCUGGCGGUUCACGUGACCGGUAGACCCACGAGCCCAGCUGGAUGGACACCCCUGGGCGGAGAGCAGAACAAUCCCCGGAGUGUAACUGGAGGCGGCGCUAGGCCCGCGGGCCAGGAUUGCGGUUGCCUCGUUGCCCACAAUUAGAGGCGGUUAAGCGCUCGCCCAGGGCUGGACACGAACGCCAAUAUCUGUCGCUGCCACGCGUAUACAGCCCCGCCGCCGACGGCGGCGGCAAAACUUGUCUUAACACCUUACUAUCAGUCAUUACCGUUACUUAAUAAUGUAUUUACUUUGAAGAGAGAACAAAGAACCCCAUAGCCGGCCUCCUCACAACUUCCAGGUCGCUGAAAUUUUGUGACGUGAUAUGCCGUUCCGGAGAUAAGCAGGGUGGGUAUAAUUUUAUUGUUUGAAAUUUGUUCGUUAAGACAAACAGAAGUAGAUUCUUAUCACUAUAUAGUCCGACAGCGAAGGAAGACUGAGUCCCUGUCUUUUUUCGGUGUGUUAUGAAACAUUCUGUUCAGUCCAUCUUACACGUGAACACUCUUAAUUCUUCUUGCCAGUAUAGCAUCACUUAUUUCGUAAAUUGAUUGCGAUGUAUUCUUUCCAUGUGAUUUUUUUCGUCUCUGCCGUAGUUAUUUCAUUUACCAUAUAAAGCGUAGAUCUCUAGCUCUUACACAAUCAUCCUGUCUGAGUAAGUGCAACCUUUCACUUUCAGCAGGAACCUACUUGUGUACCUUCUGCUUCUUUUGAGGGGAGACUCAGUUCUCACAUCCGUCGUACAGAUCAUAGAUGUUGCUGUUUGUAGUUAUCUUAUGUAAUUCUUACAAGACGACCUCCGUGGUUCCGAGUUAUAGUUUUUGCCACUUACAGUGCAGGUACAGGGUUCAAGUCCCACUUUGUCCAUGAGUGUGUGUGUUGGGGGGGGGGGGGGGGGGAGGGCUGGGGAGGGAGGGGGAGAUGUUUUAUGUUGUCUGUAAUUGCUGGAAGAACUGCAGAAAUAAUUAUACAUAUUCGUAUGAUGAACUAAAUUGAAAAGAAGUUGAGAGAUCAACCCGUCAUUUUUUGAUCAAAAUAAUACUAUUUCCUUUCUAGCCACAUUCCCAAGUAAGGUGAGGACAUUCAACGAUUCAUUCCCUUAGGAUGCAUAAUAGACUGUGAAGAAUGAACAUUCAUCAGGUACUGAAGUGAAGUCUUUCACUGCAGCGGUGGACUGUACCCACUGCCCUUGUUCAUGACUUCACGUACGGAAAAAAAGCGAUAGGUAUGGACAGAAGAAUACUAACGGUAAGGUACGAGUAGGUACACCGUAAAGGAUCAGCCUUUGAUCCUCCUGACUUGAAGAAACCAGCUCACAACGCUUGAGAAAAAUUUCGAGAAAGCUAGAUAAAAUGACAGAUAGAAUGAAGAGGCACUACUAGAUGUGGCAACAGAGAUGUAUGUUUGGAUGCACACUGUAUCGAAAAACGAAACUUUCUGGUGAGUUAGAUCGCCUUCUCAACGAUUUGUUGCCAAUAGUAAGGCAUUCGUCAGGUACAGCAACAGAGCUAUCGAGAACGGAAAGCUUUCAGUGUACCAAGAAAGAAAAAAUAAAUUUAAUUUCCUGUAACACUACUUAUACAACAUGACACGGACUACAAGAUAGAAGAAUUUUAUAGAAAUUGAUUUCGGCUGCGAGAGCCUAGGAACUUGACUUCUUGCAGAAAAUUCAGUGACUGUGUUUUUAAGACGGAGUAGAUACACAGAUAGUAAGAGAAUAGUUUGACAGAGAAUGAAUAUAUGUGUACGUCAAAAAUCUACGGGAAAAGCACCUUAAAUGGGAGACUGUUUGUCUCCCAGUUGAUUAUGUAGGUAAGGUACAGUUCUUUCUGUAAUGAAUAGUACUUAGUCAUUAUAUGUUUCAUUCCACAAAACCCCCUCCUAUCGUCUCUCUCUCUCUCUCUCUCUCUCUCUGUCUCUCUCUCUCUCGGAAUGUAUAUCUGUGUGUGUGUGUGUGUGUGUGUGUGUGUGUGUGUGUGUGUGUGAUACGUUGUUCCUGCCUCAGGAAUCCGUCGCUCACAGCAGAAGGUUCACGGUGCGUUUGUUCUCUCCCAGCGUAUAAUGUUUCGGAACGUAUUACUUACACACAGAAUUCCCUUCCUGCGCGCCCCUAGCGACCGUCAAGUGUCAUCUUUCGACCGAACCACUGUGCAUGCAUCAGGAAACCAUAGGCUUGGUGAGAAACGUACCUUUGAGGUUCCAUAACUCGACAGAUUAUUUCUGUUCACCAUUAUCAAUAUCUUAAGUCCACGAAGUAUCUCAUUAAGGUUACUUUUAAGCACUUCAGACAGAGUGAUGUUUCAAAUGAUAAAAUGUUUCUAAUUCCCGUCCAACCGCCCAGGUAUAGGCAUUCCGUACUUUUCUUAAAUUUCAAAAGGCGAAAACCUCAAAAGUUUCUUUGAAACGUUCACGGUCGAGUUUGUCGAACUUUGUCGACGGGGCGUGAAAUGCUAACCAUCCUUCUGUCUUUGUGUUCUUAUAAAUGUCCUUGUAGAGAUGGGUAGUUGUAUACUAGGUUUUUGUACAGCCAAAAUGAAUUUUUCAGCAUACAGUGCAAUAAUCAUCUUCCAUUGUAAUUAUGUAUUAUAGGGUAUAAAUAACAUGCUCUUAAAUGUGUCAUGAUUUGUACAUAUUAACAUUUAACGUAUUUAAAAUGGUAUAAUAAUUUUAUGCUACUAUGAGUAAUGUUACUAGUACUAGUUAUUCAUUAUAUUGUCUGCAGAAAGUAGCAUCAUAACUUAUUACAGCUGUCCAAUGUAACUACCUGGUUAACGUAGUUAAGGUUACAAACAAAAAUCAUUAGUUACGCCGUAGUGAUCAUUGACCCUAAUGAAAUAGAAUGAGUAUGUUAAUCAUCGAGUCACACAUUGUUUGUUCACAAUGAUACCACUGUGCUUUAUUCCUUUGUAGGUAGGUCACAAUCAGUGAGUACUGUUGCUUUACAUAAAGACAUCAUUGUACUUUAUUCCAUGUACAUAAAGAAAAUUUGUCAAUUUGUUAGGCAUAAAUGUCAAUGCGCCUUCAAGUACAUCUGCUUGCGCCUAAAAAUCUGUAAUGUACUCAAGAAUGGAAUUUCGAUUGAAUGACGAUUAGUACAAUAUUAUGUACGGUGCUGCCAAAUGUGUUCUAAUAAAUUAUAUCCACUAUUGUGCCAAUUAAUAAAUAGUUUCUAUUCUCCUCAGUUUUAUAAACAUCCCAACAGAUUUUUGUAACAUUUAGUGACAUAUUAAUACCAGUAUGAUCCUAACAGAAAUGUUAUUUAAAGUGUGUAAGUUCCGUUCCUAGUAAUAGUAUUAUACUGAACUAUAUCUAUUAGGCAAUCAGAGAAGUAUGUCAUCAACAACAGGGGGAAAGAAAGAGAAAAGAGUCAUAAAGUUGAUUAUCAUAAUGCUGGAAUCAAGUAUGUGAUGCAACAAAGACUCUUUGUAUGUUUGUAUCGCAGAUCGUUCAUAAGCUGUGACUGUGUUACCGUAGUGAAGGAAGGGGUGGGAAAGGCAAUAUCCAAUUGUGUUCCAUAAGAACAGAAAAAUCUUUGAAAACGAAAUAUUUCUCUGUAAUGUUGGCUACCAUUUUCUUUCCUUCGAAAGUUACAUCCAUAAAAUAGUUACCACACCUUGUGUUUAUUAAAUAACACAUAAUUUCAUAACAAUAUUUGUACAUCAAUAUUUCGUCCAAAAAAGCAAUGAGUAACAUGUAAUAGCAUUUCAUUGCAAAAUUCUGUUCAAAUGGCACUACUUUUGAAUAAACACAA